Scleropages formosus (Asian bonytongue) is the source of this 6972-nucleotide messenger RNA. It is a transcript of the gene tulp4b, whose product is annotated as TUB like protein 4b. The transcript is spliced from 16 exons. Bases 373 to 5961 code for a protein of 1862 amino acids. Lineage: Eukaryota; Metazoa; Chordata; Actinopteri; Osteoglossiformes; Osteoglossidae. Gene Ontology annotation, molecular function: protein binding. The record is from RefSeq and is a predicted model, not a curated record.
CACGUGACGAACGGAGCUCAGCGCAGAUGCGGAGCGCUCGAGCGAGACGACCAGAGAACUCGUUGGGAUUUGCAGCAUUCAUUUGUAACCAGCGCAUUGGAAUGGAAACAAAAGGAAUAAUACUGCAAAUGGACCCUUGAAAUGAGCUUUUCCAUAUAGUUUAAGUGACAGAAGUCAGAUCUUCAAGAAGCAAGCAAACUGUUCCUUGGUGACAAACUGGAUCGACCACAGGAUAUGUGUGAUAAAUGUUAUUCCGACUAACUGUUGAGUUUCCAUGGCUCUGGAUGAGGUAAUCAAAUUGGGAGAACUCAGAUGCUGACAGAAAUUUGAAUGAAGAUCUGAGGACAAAUUAACAAAACAAAAUAAUAGCUAAUGAUGUCCAGAAAUAAUGAAUCUGGUCAUUCAGUAGGGAUGUUGGCAGCCCUGGAACAUGGUCCCAUCCUCUGCAGCGACUCCAACAUCUUGUGCCUGUCGUGGAAAGGGCGGGUCCCCAAGAGUGAGAAGGAGAAGCCCGUGUGCCGAAGGAGGUACUAUGAGGAGGGAUGGCUUGCCACUGGAAAUGGAAGGGGUGUCGUUGGGGUUACGUUCACGACCAGCCACUGUAGAAGGGACAGGAGCACUCCACAGCGGGUCAACUUCAAUCUAAGGGGACACAACAGUGAGGUUGUUCUUGUCCGCUGGAACGAGCCCUUUCAGAAGCUGGCGACAUGUGAUCAGGAUGGUGGAAUAUUUGUUUGGAUCCAGUAUGAGGGCCGCUGGUCUGUGGAGCUGGUGAACGAUCGUGGCGCACAGGUGAGCGACUUCACUUGGUCGCAUGAUGGUACGCAGGCACUCAUCUCCUACCGGGAUGGCUUUGUGCUAGUCGGCUCAGUCAGUGGUCAGAGGCACUGGUCGUCAGAGAUCAAUCUUGAGAGCCAGAUUACCUGUGGGAUUUGGACCCCUGAUGAUCAGCAGGUUUUGUUCGGGACAGCGGAUGGCCAGGUGAUUGUCAUGGACUGCCAUGGCCGGAUGCUCGCCCAUGUCCUGCUCCACGAGCUGGAUGGCAUCAUCAGCAUGUCCUGGAACUACCCCAACUUCGUAAUGGAGGACAGCAGUGAGAGUGACACUGAUUCUGAUGAUCACAGCAAACCACAAGCUCACACCCAGAAGCCCCUUCUCACAGUCACCUUCACGUCUGGGAACAUCAGUUUAAUGAACAACUAUGAUGACCUCUCCCCUGUCAUCAUCCGCUCAGGGCUUAGAGAUGUGGUGGCGCAGUGGUGCUCUCAGGGAGACCUCUUGGCUGUGGCUGGCCUGGAGAGGCACAGCCUUCCCACAGACCUGGCCUGCAUCUCCCUUGUGAAGAAUGUCCUUGUUAAGUUCUACAAUGUCCAUGGGGAGCAUAUCUACACUCUGGAGACACCUGCACAGCGGCCAAUCACCACUGUGUGCUGGGGCCACCGUGACUCGCGGCUUUUUUUGGCAUGUGGCCCGGCUCUGCAUGUGGUGCGGGUGGAGCACCGGGUGGCUAGCCUGCAGCUGCUGUGCCAGCAGGGCAUCGCCAGUGUCCUGCGUGAGGAGAAGGAUGUUGGCAAACUCAACAUGCCCCCCCGCCUCUGCUCCUAUGUUACCACCGCCUUUAUCCCUACAAUCAAGCCUCCCAUUCCUGACCCAAACAACAUGCGUGACUUUGUGAGCUACCCCACUGCGGGCAAUGAGCGGCUUCACUGCACCAUGAAACGCACAGAUGACAGCUCGGAUGAGGGUGGGCCCUGCUACACUCUCUACCUGGAGUACCUAGGUGGGCUUGUGCCCAUCCUAAAGGGCCGCCGCAUCAGCAAACUGCGCCCGGAGUUUGUCAUUGUGGACCCCAAAGAAAACUUCAAAGCAGAUGAGGUGUAUGGAAACAGCCUGAUUUCCUCGAUGAUCGACAGUUGUAAUUGCUCAGAUUCUAGCGACAAUGAGCUUAACGAUGACUGGGUUGGGAAGAAGUCAUCCAAGAUGUCAAGAGGAAACAAGUCACCCAAACUUUCUAGAAUCAAUAUCGAUGCAAGAAAAUCCCCUAAGCUUUCCAGGGCUGCACAGGAAAUAUCUCGCUCACCACGGUUACCUGCACGGAAAUCUUCCAUUGGCUCCCCUGGUCUUACACGCAAAGAGUUUCCUAUAGAUGACAUUUCUGAGCAUAAUUACCUUGCUCAGGUGACAUCUAAUAUUUGGGGCACCAAGUUUAAGAUUGUUGGGCUUGCCUCCUUCUUGCCAACAAACCUUGGUGCAGUUAUAUACAAGACAAGUUUACUUCACCUUCAGCCACGACAGAUGACCAUUUACCUGCCAGAAGUGCGCAAGAUUUCUCUCGACUUAAUGAGUCUCCCUGUUUUUAAUCCCAAUGUCUUCAGUGAGGAUGAGGAUGAUUUGCCAGUCACAGGUCCCUCUGGAGUAGCUGAUGACAACCCUCCUUGUACGGUCAACAUCCCCAUCGCUCCUAUCCAUAGCCCUGCCCAGGCUAUGUCUCCCACUCAGAGUAUCGGGCUUGUACAAUCCCUGUUAGCUAGUCAGAAUGUUCAGCUUGAUGUUCUAACCAAUGCCACUGCCAGUGCAGCUGCCAUUUCAGGAGUCCCUGGACACAGUCAGGAUGCUGGGGCGGCACAAUACAAUAUACCCACCAGGUACCCCAAUCCUGGUCAAAUGAUCUUCAGUGGGUUAGAGAUGGGACGUCUUCUAGUUGGGCUUCAGCCCCCUCAUCAGCAGCAGAUUCAGCAGCAUCAACGUCAACCACAACAUCAUCAACAGCAAAUGCAGCAGCAUCAACAGCAAAUGCAGCAGCAUCAACAACAAAUUCAGCAACAGCAACAACACAUUCAGCAGCAGCAACAGCAAAUUCAGCAGCAACAGCAUCAACAACAACUGCAACAGCAUCAACAAAUGCAGCAGCAAGCACAUCAACAAAUGCAGCAGCAAGCACAUCAACAAAUGCAGCAGCAAGCACAUCAACAAAUGCAACAGCAGCAGCACCAACAAAUGCAGCAGCACCAACAAAUGCAGCAGCACCAACAAAUUCAACAGCACCAACAAAUUCAACAGCAGCACCAACAACAAAUGCAGCAGCAUCAGCAACAAAUGUUGCAACACCAACAACAAAUGCAACAGCAUCAGCAACAAAUUCAGCAGCAGCAACAGUUACAGCAGCAUCAACAAAUACAGCAGCAGCAACAGGUGAAGCAGAAGCAGCAACAGAAGCAACAGCAUUUUCAGCAUCCGUUGCAGCAUCAGCAAAUGCAGCAACAGUUGCAACAUCAGCAAAUGCAGCAACAGCUGCAACAACAACAAAUGAAACAUCGACUGCAGCAGCAACAGUUAAAGCUGCAACAACAGCAAAUUCAACAGCAACAGCAACAGAUUCAGCAACAGAUUCAAGAGAUGAGACAGCAGCAGCAGCAAGUGCAACAGCAGCAUCAGCAAAUGCAACAGCAACACCAACAAAUGCAACAGCAGCACCAACAGAUGCAGCAGCUUAAGCUCCAAAUUCCUCUGCCUCCACUGUCAGCUAGUCAUCCACAGGUUGCUUUGCCUCAGCCUCAGGUUGUGAUCCAGAUCCCCCGCUUUUCUGAUGAACACGGAUUAGAGAGAAGAGAGCAAGAGCAUCAGUUGAAAAUCAAAUCACCACACUCUGUCCCUCUCCUUCCCGAAGGCGAUGCAAUGAUUUUCAGUGGCCCUCUGGAGAUCAGCAAAAUGAACCCGCCACCACCUUAUCCAGGCACAGUAGCAUCUGCAGUUUCAAUAGGCUCUGCAAGCCCCAGCAGCAGCAACACCACCCAACCACACUUAGACCUUUGCCUAAAGAAGGACUUUUUGCUGUACCCAGUGGUUUCCCAGUACCAGACCCCUGUAGGCUAUGAAAGGAUAACAACUUUUGACAGUAGUGGAAAUGUGGAGGAGGUGUGUCGUCCUCGCACACGGCUGGUAUAUAACUCAAGCAUGUAUCCUCUCCAGGGGCCGGGAAGUUCUGCUACUAUGAGAGUAACUUCUGAGAAGAAGAAGGUGCAGCUUCCAUAUACCUCUGCCACUCUUAAUCGGCUCACAAUACCACGGUACUCAAUACCCAGCAGGGAUCCACCGCCAUAUCCUGACCAGGCAAGUUCUGCACGGAAUCCUGGCCCGCAGUUAGAUGCUGGACUCAUUCAUGCCACACUACAGCGCAACCCCAGAGAAGGAGCCUUGAAAGUCCCUCAAAUUUCUGCCAAAACUCUGCCUACGAAGUCCAAAGUAAACCGAGUUCUAGCAGCCUCCUACCAUCAGAGGGUGUCCAAAGGCUUGCACACUUGUAGCCAGUGUAGUAGUAAUGGAAGCAGCACUGGUGCAAAUGCUAAUGGCAGUGGAACUAGCAGCAGUGGCAAUAGUAAUGGUAUUACAGGUGGAACUAUACUGAGGCCAGAUUUUCCACUUAGUAGUUCUGCCCAGCUAAGUACGAUUGUUGUGCAUUCUAACAGCACGUCACCUCUGACCUCGCAGUCCUCCUAUAACUUGCUUAGUCCUCUGGAGAAUGGCAGAGACAGGACAGAGUACAUUAAUUCUGCCUUUACAGAGGAUGAGGAGCUGAGUCAACAGUGCCACUUGGAGAAGUCUAUCCGCCACUUAACCCUGGGUGAUGUCAGUCUAACGCUGAAACGACCCCCUCCUUACCAAUGGGAUGCUUCUGCAGCCGAGGAGAUCUGGGUUCCUCGAGAACAAACAGCCUUAACAGCUCCUGCAGGGCCUCACAAACCACCGCCCAUCAUCCUCAACCCAGAUCAGCACUUAAAUGUGUCUCGGUUGCCCUUUGACCUUCCACCACAGUCUCCAACAAGUCUUAGUGCUGCCACAUUCCAGUCAGGUUACCAGAUCCCCUUACCCUUUCCUCCAGGUGCAGGUUAUAACGGACCUUCGCUCCAGGCAUUGCAGUCUACUCCACAGGCUUGUCCUCUCAAGGAGGUUGUGGCCCCUCUCCCCUUCACUCAGCAGGAGCCUACCAUGGUCCUACCCCCUGGCUACCCACCAAAUUUAGCCAACUUGUCCUGUUGUUCAUUGCCACCUAUCUAUCCAGGUGCCAGCUCCUGCACUGGACUGCAGUUGCCCCCUACACCCAUUCAUCCUUGGAACAUCUAUAGCCCUUGCCCACCAAUGCAAAAUUCUACAGAUACACUUCCCAGCAAAUCCCACCAGGCAGUAGAGAAGCCAAAGCUCUCGCCUGCUCCUCCUUCAGAUGUCCAAAAUCACCUCAGUUUCUCAGAAGCCAUGGCAGAAGCUAGUGAAGCGCUCCAGGAAGUGUUGCCUCUGAGUGAGAGCCCUAUGUCUCAAAGGGCAGAUGAGUUUGGCAAAAAGAGCCGUAGGAGUCUAGACAGCCAAGGAGAUGAGGCCAGUGUUGCAGCCGUGGCUCAGGGCAAAGGGAAGAAAGAGGGCCGGGUCCUUGGGGACUUCAACACUCUGAUGUCCAGUCCAAGCCUCAGCCGGGAGAAGAAGAAGCCCAAGAGCCAGAAGGAGCAGCAGAAGGCUAAAAAGCUGAACAAGACCAACGAGUUUCAGGACAGUUCUGAGAGUGAGCCGGAGUUGUUUGUCAGUGGAGAUGAGCUCAUGAAUCAGAGCCAAAGUGGGAAGAAGGGCUGGAAGAGCAAGCGCAGCCCACGUACCACCAACGAGCUGGAGGAGAUCAAGUGCCGUAAGGCUAAUGAGAAAGAGGACAGAGGCCUGGGCAGUCAGGGUUUCGUGUAUGUCAUGGCUAACAAGCAGCCGCUGUGGAAUGAGGCAACUCAAGUGUACCAGCUGGAUUUUGGAGGAAGGGUCACGCAGGAGUCAGCUAAGAACUUCCAAAUAGAGUUGGAAGGAAGACAAGUAAUGCAGUUUGGCAGAAUAGACGGCAACGCCUACAUCCUGGACUUUCAGUACCCGUUCUCAGCAGUGCAGGCCUUCGCUGUGGCUCUUGCUAAUGUCACCCAGCGGCUUAAAUAAAGAGAUCAUUGCUGUAAUCCAAGAGCAAAUUGGUGGUGAUAUCACAGGUUUCUUAUGCUGCCACAAAAAGAGGGGCUGUCUGUAUAGUUUGCUUGCAGGGGGAGUUUGGAUGGGAGGGUGGAUAGGAAGCUGGAGGCUGAUGGAUGGUUUGGAAUCUUUCAUGAGGAUACUGGCUUAACUUAAUGCAUUUGCUCUUCAAUUUUUAUGCUGCUUUAAUGUAUAGAAGCUGGUGGAACAGCUGCCCUCUUUACAGGCUGCCUUAUGUAACUUUCUUAAUUUCUACAGUUAACAUUUUUUUUAGCCCUUCAGACCAUCACUAAAGCUUAAUUUACUACAACUGGCUGUUAAAUGAGUGUCUUAUACUUAGAGAUCUUAGAGUUGUUACUGGGCACUGAAGUUGAUAGCGCGAAUUAAGUCAAAAAAUAAACUAAUUUUGUCAAAGUAUUAUAAUAAUAGAUAAUAAACAUUUAAUUUCAUGUAGUAUUUCACACAUUUUAAAUAUGGAUCCACAGUUGAUUUAGAGAAUAUUGAUGUCUUCAAUAUGUGUCUUAGAGCACUUUCAAUUGACUUCAGCACUUUUAAUUGAUCUGUAUUUCCACUGUAUGCGAAAACCUAUUUAAAUGAAGAAUGCGAGUAUGUCAGCAUUUGACUGACCAUAAUUUUACAUAUCCAAAGACAUGGUCCAUAACAGUCAUGGGAAUUUGUAAAUGUUUCUGUUCAGUGACCUUUUCUUGUACUUCAUUGUAUAUCACUACAUUUCAUCUGCUAAGAGACAGGGAAGCCUGUAAUUAUUAACCAAAUGACAAAGAAAUCUCCCACUACUCCUAGUUUCAGUGUGUUAGUUAAUGAAAUUACAUAAUACCAAACCAGAGGCCUGAUAAUUUGUGUGUGUUUAUGUAUAUUAUCAGCCUGAUAAUAAUUAAUGUGCUUUGCUUCAACUAUAUCUGUAAUAAUGCAUUUUGUACAUGCACAUAUAAGAUUUUUUAUUUAAAAACCAGUACAGAAGUAGGU